CAGAGCCGCAGUCCGACGCAGGAGGCAGGAAGCGCCGCGGCUCGUGUCGGGGCGCGAGACCGGUAACCAGAGUCGGACGGCAUUCCUCACCGCACGCGGAGGCGAACGGAGACCCAGCACGAUGGCAGAACAGGAUGUGGAGAACGAGCUUCUGGAUUAUGAGGAAGAUGAAGAGCCCCAGGCGCCCCCGGAGAGCACCCCAGCUCCCCCCAAGAAAGACGUCAAGGGCUCCUAUGUUUCCAUCCACAGCUCUGGCUUCCGGGACUUCUUGCUGAAACCAGAGCUUCUGAGGGCCAUCGUGGACUGUGGCUUUGAGCACCCGUCUGAGGUCCAGCACGAGUGCAUUCCCCAAGCCAUCCUGGGCAUGGACGUCCUGUGCCAGGCCAAGUCCGGGAUGGGCAAGACGGCGGUCUUCGUGCUGGCCACCCUGCAGCAGAUUGAGCCCGUCAACGGGCAGGUGACUGUCCUGGUCAUGUGUCACACUCGGGAGCUGGCAUUCCAGAUCAGCAAGGAAUACGAACGCUUCUCCAAGUACAUGCCCACUGUCAAGGUGUCUGUGUUCUUCGGGGGCCUUUCCAUCAAGAAGGACGAAGAGGUGUUGAAGAAGAACUGUCCUCAUGUGGUGGUGGGGACGCCCGGCCGCAUCCUGGCCCUCGUGCGCAACAGGAGCCUUAACUUGAAGAACGUGAAGCACUUCGUGCUGGACGAAUGCGACAAGAUGCUGGAGCAGCUGGACAUGCGGCGGGACGUGCAGGAGAUCUUCCGCCUGACACCCCACGAGAAGCAGUGCAUGAUGUUCAGCGCCACCCUGAGCAAGGAGAUCAGGCCAGUGUGCAGGAAGUUCAUGCAAGACCCCAUGGAGGUGUUUGUAGACGAUGAGACCAAGCUCACGCUGCACGGGCUUCAGCAGUACUACGUCAAGCUCAAGGACAGCGAGAAGAACCGCAAGCUGUUUGAUCUCUUGGACGUGCUGGAGUUUAAUCAGGUGGUGAUCUUCGUGAAGUCCGUGCAGCGCUGCAUGGCCCUGGCGCAGCUCCUCGUGGAGCAGAACUUCCCGGCCAUCGCUAUCCACAGGGGCAUGGCCCAGGAGGAGCGUCUGUCGCGCUAUCAGCAGUUCAAAGACUUCCAGCGGCGGAUCCUGGUGGCCACCAAUCUGUUUGGUCGAGGGAUGGACAUCGAGCGAGUCAACAUCGUCUUCAACUAUGACAUGCCGGAAGACUCAGACACCUACCUCCACCGAGUGGCCCGUGCAGGACGUUUUGGGACCAAAGGUCUAGCCAUCACUUUUGUGUCGGAUGAGAACGAUGCCAAAAUCCUCAACGACGUGCAGGACAGGUUUGAAGUGAAUGUGGCAGAACUUCCCGAGGAAAUCGACAUCUCUACGUACAUUGAGCAGAGCCGGUAACCUCGCACCUGACGGGCAGAACCGCCCUGGCUCCUGAGCACCACUUCGAGUCCUCUUUCUAGGCACCAGCGGGGCCUCCCUUUUUACUGUUUACAAGCUGUAGAUUUGUGUAGGAGUAAAGUUUUAUUAUGGAA
This is a messenger RNA of Hyaena hyaena (striped hyena), 1539 nucleotides long. RefSeq names its product DExD-box helicase 39A (gene DDX39A). The record is from RefSeq and is a predicted model, not a curated record. The transcript has 11 exons. The coding region runs from base 122 to 1405 and encodes 427 amino acids. Gene Ontology annotation, molecular function: RNA binding; RNA helicase activity; ATP binding. Gene Ontology annotation, biological process: mRNA export from nucleus; mRNA splicing, via spliceosome. NCBI's taxonomy places the organism in Eukaryota, Metazoa, Chordata, Mammalia, Carnivora, Hyaenidae.